GGCCAAGUCGGCAGUGCGCGUCCUCGAGCCGCGCGCGCCCCACGCCUUCCUCCCCUGGGUCCCCCGCGCGCGCGCACCGCCGCCCACCCCGCCGUCGCCGUCGCCCCUCCGAAAGCCCGCGGCUCCCGCCAUGUCUUCGCCUCCAGAAGGGAAGCUGGAGACCAAAGCCGGACACCCGCCCGCCGUGAAGGCUGGUGGAAUGCGGAUUGUGCAGAAACACCCACAUACGGGAGACGGGAAGGAAGAGAAGGACAAAGACGAGCAAGAAUGGGAAAGCACCAGCCCGCCUAAACCAACGGUGUUCAUCUCUGGUGUUAUGGCUCGGGGUGACAAAGACUUCCCCCCGGCGGCUGCACAGGUGGCCCACCAGAAGCCGCAUGCAUCCAUGGACAAACAUGUUUCUCCAAGAACACAGCACAUCCAGCAGCCCCGCAAGUGACCGGCACCCAGACCCCGGCACCCUCUGCAGCAGCACCCAGACCCAUCUCCCAUGAUGCUCCCCCAACCAAAGGAACGUGCACUUUCCAAGCGGUUUACCAAGUUCAGAAACCCAAUACAAAGUGAACCCCCAUUGUCUCUGAUCCCGUAUUUAAAACUAGAGGAGGCUCAAACUCGAAACUUUGUUUCUAAGAGUCCUAAUUGUGUGUCACUGAAGAGUCAUUGUACCCCCCCCUCCCAGAAGUGCCAUUAGCAGGACUUGGCAAGUCCUGAGGAAGCUCUUCAUACCAGCAAUCACUCAAAGUCCUUACUCUUGGUCCUAAAAGGAAGCCAUUUUGGGGUGAUUGAUAAAGUUAGAAGAACAAAACACUAGGAUAUGGCUUUUAUAAAUUGUGCUUACUUCCUACCCUAGGAUACCCUGGGUUUCCCCCUGCCCCCCCCACUCCCAUCUGCAGUUCAUGGCUGCAGAAUUCCUGCUUUUCUGAAAAAAAAAAUCAAAUCAAAGGGCUCCCUUUAGCCAGAUGUAGAACCUUCUAGAGUGCUGCUCAUGGAGAAUGCUCCUGCAUGGCCCAGUGACCUGCAGUGGAGUCAGCUGCAGGCCACAGUGACUCUGUGAGCAGUGUCGGCACCACCGGCUGGCCUGGCACUGCUCACCAGGCCUGUGCCAUUUCACUGAAGGAGACGUGGGCUUCUUGAAUCUUAUAAGCAAUUUGGUGCCUCAGCAGUGGAGUUAACAUGGAGCAGAGACACAAACGUCCAGACCCUGUCUUGUCAGUCUCUUCCUUCUUAAUUUCUGAAAUGGCAUGAACCAAGGGUCAUGUUAGAGGCCGGGGCUUGGCUACAACGCUGCCAUGGAACCCCCAGCCUUGCUCUGUCGUAUGGAACCAAAUAUAGUAAAGAACCUUAGAGCAGGCAACACCAGGUCCCCGUGCAGACCUUUCCACCUUCUGUGGCAUAAAUCCUGAAGCACCCCGAGGGGCCACCCCGUGUUCCUUGUACGCUGAGCUAGCUCUGGUGUGCAUCUGGGGGCUCUAGGUCACUGAAUGUGACACGUUUCCCUAAAUGAAUUUCUUAAUCGUUGGCAUUGAGAAUAUGUUGAUUAUAAUAAAGCUCCUGCAUUGUG
This is a messenger RNA of Mesocricetus auratus (golden hamster), 1561 nucleotides long. It is a transcript of the gene Dap, whose product is annotated as death associated protein. NCBI's taxonomy places the organism in Eukaryota, Metazoa, Chordata, Mammalia, Rodentia, Cricetidae. The record is from RefSeq and is a predicted model, not a curated record. Gene Ontology annotation, molecular function: death domain binding. Gene Ontology annotation, biological process: apoptotic signaling pathway; cellular response to amino acid starvation; negative regulation of autophagy.